AUGCGCGAUGUAUACGAAGAACACAAUCUUUACAAGAAUCAAACAACAACUAUACGCCAGAAGUUAGAGCACCCCUCCAAAUCAAACACUAAUCAUAUCACAAUGUCAUGGUUAAGGUAUUUGGGAUUAACCGUUCCCUUAGCGGCAUUACGUAGUUAUUUAUAUAUGGCAACAACGGCCACAACUUCAUUAUUUGUAUUAUUACCAAUUGCUAUGAUUACUUAUGAUCAAUAUUAUAAAACUUUAAUACCAAAUGAAUCAUCACCAAUUAUCCCAUUAAAUUUCACCACCACGACAAUUACUUAUAAAAAUUUAAAACUGAGUAAUAAUUCAAAUUCUAAAAAUAUAUUAAUAUCUAAUGCUAUAAAUCCUAAUAUAUUCCAAGAUUAUCAAUAUGAUGAUCAAUUGACUUAUAUUUUCAAUAUUAAUAUUCAAGCCAUUUGUUUAUCACAUAACAACUUGCCUUUACAUAAUGAAAUCACGAAAAUCAAUUAUGAAUUAAUAUCAAGUGCAGCAGAAAGUGGUGACCGUGGUGAUGAAUCAUUUAAACAAGGAUCAAUUAUAUUAAAUUGUGAUCCAUAUGUGAUUUAUAGUCGAAAUAAUCAAUUUAUACCAUUUAAUUUCCGAUUUUGGUUAAGUCCAUUUUUAAUUGAAUCUUCACAAAUAAAUAAUAUAAAUUUAUAUCCAUUAGAAAUUCCUGGUAAUCAAUUGAAACAUUGGGGGAAUUUUAAAAUCAUCCUCAACAAUGACAACAACAACAACAACAACAACAACAACAACAACAACAACAACAGUCAAAAUGAUCAUAAAGAGAUUCAAGAUAUACGAUAUUUAAUUGAUGAUAAUUCUUCAUGGAUUCAAUUUGAUGUGAAAUGGAGUGGAUUUAGAUAUUAUAUGGUUAAAUAUUAUUAUAUUUGUUAUUUAACUGGUACGGUGAUUUUCUUUAUGGUUAGUGCUGGAGUUGGAUUUUUCACUAGUUAUACAAUUUUGCUACUUAAUAAUAGAAAUAAACUAUAA
Molecule: messenger RNA, 1017 nt
Organism: Candida dubliniensis CD36
Lineage: Eukaryota; Fungi; Ascomycota; Pichiomycetes; Serinales; Debaryomycetaceae
Exons: 1
Coding region: 1-1017 (338 amino acids)
Source: RefSeq, a predicted model, not a curated record